AUGAGUGAAUUUCAGCCUUCCUGUCAGAAUGGUACACCAGGCUUGUUUAACAGAUCUUGGAGUGAAUGGCACCAUUACUAGGUGACUGGUGCAGAGACAGUCAUCCUUCCCUCUCUGACUGCGAUUAUCUGUAUAACAGGUUUAGUUAGAAAUAUCCUCAUUGUGUUCACUAUAGUAAGAACCCAGAGGAAAACUAUACCAGAUAUCUACAUCUGCAAUCUAGCUAUAGUAGAUUUGGUUCAUAUCACUGGCAUGCCCUUUCUCACUCACCAGUGGGCAUGUGGAGGAGAGUGGGUUUUUGGCAGCCCUCUUUGCACCAUCAUUACCUCCCUGGACACAUGUAACCAGUUUAUGUGCAGUGCCAUUAUGACCACAAUGAGUUUGGACAGGUAUACGCUUUAUCUUACUAUAACAACUUUCUUUUUUCCUUUACCACUGAUAUAUAUUUGCUAUAUUUUAAUUUUAUGUUACACAUGGGAGAUGUAUCAGCAAAACAAGCAAGCAUGAAGCUACACCACCAGUAUCCCCAGGCAAAGAAUCCUGAGGCUCACUAAGAUGAUGCUUGCUCCAGUCAGCGUGUUUGUGGUAAGCACUGCCCCAUUCCAUGUGAUCCAGCUCAUGAAUCUUCAUGUUUCUCAACCAACACUGACAUUCUAUGUCAGCUACUACAUCUCCAUCUGUCUCAACUACACCAGCAGCAGCAUUAAUCCCUUUCUCUACAUCCUGUUUAGUGGGAACUUCCAGAAGCAUCUCUGGCAAUGCACAAAUGUGGAAGUCAGGAUGGCAGACCAGGAUGACAAUGUCAUUGAAAAGACCCUCAAGUCAAAUAGUUGA
Messenger RNA from Melopsittacus undulatus (budgerigar), 834 nucleotides. It is a transcript of the gene MCHR2, whose product is annotated as melanin concentrating hormone receptor 2. Gene Ontology annotation, cellular component: neuron projection; plasma membrane. Gene Ontology annotation, molecular function: neuropeptide binding; G protein-coupled receptor activity. The transcript is spliced from 4 exons. Lineage: Eukaryota; Metazoa; Chordata; Aves; Psittaciformes; Psittaculidae. The record is from RefSeq and is a predicted model, not a curated record. Gene Ontology annotation, biological process: neuropeptide signaling pathway.